UAGAUUGAACUUACAUUAUCACCCAUGUACUUUAUGUAUCGACGAACCUCCAUGAUUUCUUUACAAUUGAUGAGUUCUUACGUUAUAAGCAUCAUGUUAUCUACCUCUUCGUUGUUCACCAGCGAAGUCCUUCCAUCUGUUCCCUUCACUUCCACUUUCAGCUUGUCUCACCGCAUGGAGCGGAGUUUCAAACGCUGGUUCAUCAGUCCACCGGUUUGCAGGAACAAAGCCUGUCAGAAUCACAAUCAUGGCACCAACUCCACCACGCCCAAAGCUAGCAGGGUUUAGUUGGACGCAUUACAUAACAGAAGACAACGUCAUACUUGGCCGAUCACCAACGGACAGUGACAAUAAGCCAAAAGAUGCUCGCCACAUCAGCUUUGGAACGUCAAAAGCUAUAUCGCGCAAACACGCAGAGAUCAAGCAUAAUCCACACAGCAAUCGAUGGGAACUGCUUGUAUAUGGAAGAAAUGGCGUAAAACUAAAUGGUUUAUAUAAGAAACCCCCUUGCAAACCCGUUUCGUUGGAUACAGGAGCGUUACUCGACAUUGAUGGAAAUCAGUUUGUAUUCGUUUUACCAGUCACCAGCUCUGGAAUCAAUGGAUCGACCCAUCAUCAAGUGGAUCACACACCGAGCCGAAUACUUCAAGCGGAAGAAACAAUCGAAUCGCUGAUAGUAGACGCAAUUGAAUCAACGACCUCGGAUGUUACUGUCAACGACAUCAUGUUCUAUGUCAAGAAUCAGCACAAAGCCGAAUUGCGGUCUCCCAUCACCUUGGAAAAGGUGACCAAAAUUCUCUUAAGCAACAGCCAGUUCCAACUCGCAUCGGGUUGCUUUGACAGCACCAGCCCCGAUGCGGUAUGGACAAUUGUCAGUGAUCGAGAUCCUGUAGAUUUCCUGGAUAGUCAAGAUCCACCUUCUCGACCUCUACUUAGAAGAGAAGCAUCCUUUCAGCGGGAGACGUUUUCAAAGUCCGUGGUGUCUUCAAGGAAUGCCCUUGGUAUUGAAUGGUUUUAUGUGAUAUCACUGGAUGUCAACUCACAGCCUAUGGAGGUUAAUAUUCAACGCGACUAUGAGCGAUUUACUCGUUCGUUGGAACACAUUCCUUUUGUCCUUUCAAGGAAACGUCCACAAGCUGAUGUUAGCGGUCUUCCAGAAACUCGUGCUUUGAAAAGGAUCCGCACAGCAGAACCGGACUUGGAAAGAGAUAUUAGCACUGUAUCGUUGACGGUCAGCGAUAUAUUCGAUUACGGUAGGUUAUCGAUUGCGUAUAGGCGUUCCCUUUGUCCCCCUCUAGUUAUCCUUAACUCCAUCCAUUUCUAGGAUCUCC
Umbelopsis ramanniana AG is the source of this 1331-nucleotide messenger RNA. RefSeq lists its product as uncharacterized. The record is from RefSeq and is a predicted model, not a curated record. NCBI's taxonomy places the organism in Eukaryota, Fungi, Mucoromycota, Umbelopsidomycetes, Umbelopsidales, Umbelopsidaceae. The coding region runs from base 248 to 1324 and encodes 358 amino acids. Gene Ontology annotation, molecular function: protein binding; sequence-specific DNA binding. Gene Ontology annotation, cellular component: nucleus. Gene Ontology annotation, biological process: regulation of ribosomal protein gene transcription by RNA polymerase II. The transcript is spliced from 2 exons.